UUCACAUGAACACCACGCCCCGCCCCUUGUCACCGGCGCCCCGCCCACCUCUCGUUGAUGCCCGGAGAUUGGGCGAAACGCCUGCCAAUCACGUCAGAUCGCCGCUUCUUCUUCCAUCCGCUGAGCUGCUAACGGUCCCGGCGGCGACGGCUGUGUGUGAGCGCCGGAGAGCGAUGGCAGCCGGGGGAGAGGGCAUCCUGCGGAGGUGGCUGCGGGGAGCCGGCCUGCUCUAUCUGUGCGUGCGGGGCCCGCGGCUCUACCGAGUGUACCGGGUGAACGGGCGGGCGGCGAUCGGGAGAGGCCGGAGCGGCGAGGAGGCUGCGCCCGAGGGAUCCUGGGAAUCCUUCUAUCAGCCAAGAGCACUGGAGAAGCACACAGAUAGCAUACUGGCAUGGGUGUCUGUCCUAUGGACCAUUUCUUAUUACUCCUCCCCUCUCGCUUUCUUUUAUUUGUACAGAAAAGGGUAUGUGAACAUGGGUAGGCUGCUACCUCUGGGGCAGUAUGGUAUGACGCUGCUGUUCCUGCUGGCAGGGGUGGCAUGUUUAAGAGGAUUGGGGAGAUGGAGCAAUCCUCAGUACAUCCAGUUUAUAAGCAUCUUGGAGAGAACCAAGAUGGACAAUAGUGUAGAGAACAAGAAAAAACUUUCCAGUUACAAUUUUGACUUUCGCAGUUGGCCGGUGGAUUUCUAUUGGAAUGAAAUGAGCAGUAAAGAAUACCAGACACUGGGGCCCUCCGGAGGUGUUCCUUUGCUGAAGCCUGAGCCACGGACGCGAGGAGCAGCUGACGGAUUUCUGCAGAAGAUACAGAAGUUACCGUGUCAGAUAACCAGUUACGUUGUGGCUCACUCGUUCGGGAGGCGGAUGUUGUAUCCUGGCUCUGUGUAUCUCUUACAGAAGGCAAUAAUGCCCAUGUUAUUGCAGGGACAGGCUCGCCUUGUGGAAGAGUAUAAUGGGAAACGAGCCAAGCUGCUGUCCUGUGACGGGAAUGAAAUUGACACCAUAUUUGUAGAUCGCAGAAGUUCCAGUGACGAUAAAGGGUCCAAGCUGGUCAUCUGCUGUGAGGGCAACGCUGGGUUCUAUGAGGUUGGCUGCGUGUCCACUCCGCUAGAAGCUGGUUACUCUGUACUGGGCUGGAAUCACCCCGGGUUUGCAGGCAGCACAGGGAUUCCCUUUCCUCAGAACGAAGCAAACGCCAUGGAUGUGGUCAUACAGUACGCUUUGUAUCGGCUUGGCUUCAGCCUGGAAGACGUCAUUGUGUACGCCUGGUCCAUUGGGGGCUUCACAGCCACUUGGGCCUCCAUGGCCUAUCCAGACCUCCAUGCUCUUGUACUUGAUGCCUCCUUUGAUGACCUAGUUCCGCUGGCCCUGAAAGUGAUGCCUGAAAGUUGGAGAGGACUGGUAACUAGAACGGUGCGGAAGUAUCUAAACCUUAACAACGCUGAGCAGCUCUGCAGGUAUCAGGGUCCCGUGUUGCUAAUCAGGAGAACGAAUGAUGAGAUAAUCACCACAACAAACCCAGAGGACAUUGCGUCAAACAGGGGCAAUGACCUGCUCAUCCUUCUGCUGCAGCAUCGUUACCCCCAGGUGAUGUCUGAUGAGAGCAGGCUGGCGGUGAGAAUGUGGCUCUCGGCUGCCACUCCAGAGCAAGAAGCCUCUGUAUUCAGCCACUAUGGGGUAGAAGAAGACUGGUGUCUGUCCGUCCUACAGUCAUAUAAAGCUGAGCAUUCAGGACCCUUUCCAUGGAGUGUCGGGGAAGACAUGAGCGUAGAAGGAAAGCAGCAGCUGGCUCUAUAUCUGGCACAGAAACAUCUGAAAAGCUUUGAAGCAACGCACUGUACGCCGCUGGCAGCCAGUGCCUUCCAAAUGCCCUGGAGCAUAUAAUAUUGGAAUGUGCGGUUAGAUCCGCACACUGCUGUUCCUGGGUUAGAUACACCCUCCCUGUCCUUCCUCCAGUCUUUGUGAGCGGCAGCUACUACGGACAAAAGAAAGAUGGCCGUCCUCCCACCCAUCUCUCAUACCUCCUUGGACUUUUUUUUUUAAAUGAAUGGAUUUCUGUUGAGCAGGAAAGUGUAAGAACACUGAUGAGGAUUCAAACACCGCCGUUAAGAUGUGACUAAUGCCCGUACGACGUUUCUGUCCCUGUCAUAACACUGAAGUGCACCCGGCUUGGCUCAAUGGUACAGGGAUUACUGUCCCAAGAGCGAGUCCUUUUUUAUUUCAAUUUUUUUUUUUUUUUUUUUAAUCUGUUGGACACUGAAAUAAAUCCGUGUUGAAGAAAACUUUU
This is a messenger RNA of Pseudophryne corroboree (corroboree frog), 2283 nucleotides long. It is a transcript of the gene ABHD16A, whose product is annotated as abhydrolase domain containing 16A, phospholipase. The record is from RefSeq and is a predicted model, not a curated record. The coding region runs from base 6 to 1880 and encodes 624 amino acids. Gene Ontology annotation, molecular function: glycerophospholipase activity; monoacylglycerol lipase activity. Gene Ontology annotation, biological process: phosphatidylserine catabolic process; monoacylglycerol catabolic process. The transcript has 20 exons. Lineage: Eukaryota; Metazoa; Chordata; Amphibia; Anura; Myobatrachidae. Gene Ontology annotation, cellular component: endomembrane system.